Molecule: messenger RNA, 3840 nt
Organism: Pyricularia pennisetigena
Lineage: Eukaryota; Fungi; Ascomycota; Sordariomycetes; Magnaporthales; Pyriculariaceae
Exons: 2
Coding region: 1-3840 (1279 amino acids)
Cellular component (GO): mitochondrial outer membrane
Molecular function (GO): ATP binding; ATP hydrolysis activity
Source: RefSeq, a predicted model, not a curated record
AUGGCGUCCGAGAUUAGCAGUUGCACAUUAACCAACGGCGAUUCAAUGCCCGAGCCGAGUUCCCCCGAGAGCCCGCGACCUAUCAAUUCUUGCGUCGCUACGUCUCCAACGACGAUCAAGAAGCUCUGGUUUGAUCCCGCAGUCAUGGAGGGGUCGCUCGCGGCUAAGCCCCGCGAUCAGGCAACGGCUCAGGAACAAGCGACAGCGCUUGCACAGAAUCAAGCCAACCUUCUUUCUCUGUUAUGCCUCAUCGCCGGCUCCGUGCUGGCUUCAUCAACAAACCAAGAUGCUACGACAAAUGACCGGCCGCUGCAGCUGGAACUAACGCCGAAAAGCUCUGCAGUGCCUGACCCUCCGGUGCUGCUGCCCGAGGAUGAUGUUCACUCCAGUGAAGUCUCCCCGGUGCUGAUAACUAGCGGCUCAAAAGUUAGCCAGGAGGAAGCUGUUGCCAAGCCUGUACAAAAAAAUGCAGAGGUCACCAAAGAAGGCUCUUCUUCCCAAACACAGUGUGAUUGCUGUGCCAAGAAGCAAAGGGUCGAUGAACAGGCGGCAUCUGUCAAGUCUUCAGCCACUGCAAUGCCGAUAGCCGCUGCUGCAGAUCAGACCCCAGGAAGUCAAACGGCAGCCCCCCAAGAAGCCUCCGCCAAAGAGACGGCGGUGGCAGUCAUUGAUGAAGUAGCCAAGGGCAUCCAACAGGGAUCCGAGGGAGACGGCACUUCAUUGGAUACGGGCAAGACCGAACCGGCUGAUCAAUCCGAGCCCGCUGCCCAAAUCCCAACAGAGCAAACCGUCACUCUAAACGAGUUACCAAAGGAGGACCCAUCCAGGACGGGCGAGAUCGCUUCGGAUGGCACACCCAAAAGUCCGGAGCAGGACCAGAGUUCCGACAAGUCAGCUGCUGUUGAACCUGCUGAGCAGCCAGCGAACGUGCAAAAGUCCACGGAAACCUCCGAGAAUGCAACGCAAACGACUCCUGAGGCAACAAUUCCAGAAACAGCAAAGGCACAAGAGGCCAAAAAAGCGGAGCCUGCGACUACUGAGGAAGCAAAAGCAACCGAGCCAGUAGCCGAUUUGAAGCUGCCGGAGUGGUUCUUAGGUAACAACGUUGUGUUUUAUGAAGAUUUGGUCAAGCAGCCAUCAUCUCUCGAACUGGUAGAAAUCAAGACUGGUGCAAAAGACGACCAGGUCAAACAACCCAUCGCAAACAAUGCGAGCAGUGAUAGUGACAAGGAAACCACCAGCACAUCCGAUGGCUCUGCAUCUGACCACACCACGGCUACUGGGCCCUCCGAAAACUCCAAAAACUCCCAACCGCAGGAGAAAACUUGCACGUGCGCGUACAAGGCCGGAGGAGAGUCCGAAGCCAGCCAGGCCCCUACAUCGGAGGCAAAACCGAACCCAAGCCAAUCUCAGCUUGCCAAGCCGACCUUCCAGCUGCAUCGAGAGCUGUAUGAAGAGGCACUGGAUCUGAUAACCACACCACUGCAACCGCUCACAAUCAAGGAAAGGGCCGAUGGCACGAGGGUGGCCCCUCCAAGGGAUUGGGUGACAACGUCGACUUUUCUUUUCCAAUCCCCAAAAGACGGCUCGCUCUCGUUUUUGGACGAGGUCAUGCGCCAGCUGGGCCGAGAUGCCGAGGCAGACAUGAUUACAAUUGAUCUUGAGGAUCUCGAGGACCUCUGCCACGAUUUUUGGAAGGACUCGGAUGAGGUUCGAAACGUGUCUCCCAUGGAGCUCACAAGCACCACCCGUCUGGUAGGCACGUUUUUUGGCUACAGUACUCCCGAGGAGAAUUCCAAAAAGGCAGUUACAUGCAUUUUGAACGCGGCAGAGGCCAAGAGAGAGUCCAUGUCCAAAUCUGGGGGAUCAAAGGAGAGUGCAUCCUCAGCGAACAGCAACAGCGGCCCUGCCAAAAUGCCUGAAGUGAAUUUAGUGGCCAGUGGAGUUAAGCAGCCUCUGGAAGCAGACGCACUCAUGGUAGAGAUAUUGCAGAACGGAGUCAAGAAGGCAUUUGACUCGGCGUCCUUGAUCCUGCAAGCGGCCAUUGCGGAAGCAUUCGCACGCACAUCGACAUCAGAUGCGACGUCCACCAAUAAUAAGAAUGCCCAAACACAAAGCUCGGGAACACAAUCGCCAAACGGCCGGGGCCAGACAGGAAAUUUGGCGAAGGCAUCAGAGCCCGUAAAGGACGCAAAAUCUCCAGCCAAACACAGGCCCCUCAUCAUUGUCUUCCGUGGCGUUGAUUCCCUGGGUAAAAUGACGCCGCUUCAGCGCCUGGCAAACGGCAUUAACGAUGCCAGACGAGACGAAGGGCGCCCCGUCAUUCUCAUUGGGACAGCGGUUUCCAACAGCUCUGCAGACAACAAGCCUACCGACGGCAUCAGCAAAGUUUGGGAGGGGCUAGAGAUUUAUGAAAGCUGCAUCGUCAAUCUCGCCCCACGUAACACACGGCGUGCAGCUGAGGCUCUGAAGCAAAACAGCGCGCGGGCAAAGCCCAGAAACAAGUGGCGAGUGUUGCGUCGUUCGGUGCGUGUCACGUUGGAUCACCACCCAUCGGUGAGCACUGCUGCUCUAUACCCUUCUGGUCCGCCGUCGGGCGAACAGGUUGUCAACGAAGUCGAGGACGAGGAACGGAGGCAGAUGCUCGCGAAUUGGGAUGAUAAAUUGUCUGAGCGCGUUGUCAGACAGGUUUCGGCACGGGCUGUCAAGACUGGUACUGUGAAUCCCGGCGACAUUUUUGAUGUGAUGCGGCGGGUGAUGAGGAACAAGGCAAUCUUUGACAAGAUGAACAAUGCCGACGAUGACGAAUAUGUGGGCGAAGAGGGCGAUAGCGAGGAGGGUGCAGUUCAAGUUGGUGGACCUACCAAAAAGUCCAAGGUCAAGCCAUUGCUGGAUAGUAUUGCUGCGGGCUGCUCCGACGCCGAGAAGGAGUACUUUGACUGUGUGAUAGACACAGACGCUGUCUCUUCCGAUGCCCAAGGCAUCCACAUGGAUCAGAACCUUAUCGACAGUCUAAAACAACUGCUUGACCUUCGUCAAACCAAGCCGUAUGGAAUCCUCGCCAAGGAAGCAGUUAAUGGCGCAAUCCUAUACGGCCCUCCAGGCACCGGCAAGACCCAUUUGGCACGUGUCGUGGCCGCGUCUGCCGGCACAAAUCUGAUCGUGGCAACGCCGGCAGAUAUCCAGAACAUGUGGGUUGGUGAGACGGAGAAGCGAAUCAAGGCUCUUUUCUCUCUCGGCGUCAAACUCGCGCCGUGCGUCAUCUUCUUGGACGAGGGCGACUCGGUCUUUGGCAAGCGUAGCGGCUUGGACCACGACUGGCAGCGCAAGGCCAUGAGCCAGUUUCUGAUGGAGAUGGAUGGACUGGUCAGCCGCAAGAAGGCGCCGUUCCUCAUGGUGGCCACCAACCGACCCGGAGACAUCGACGACGCCGUGUGCCGCCGGCUGCCGCACUCGCUGCACAUUGGCAUGCCCACGGCUGCGGGCCGCCGGGCCAUCUUGGACAUCUACCUGAAGGAUGAGAAGCUGGACCCUGCGCUGGACUUGGAGGAAGUAGCGAGCGACAGGAUGACCAAGGGCUUCUCCGGGUCUGACAUCCGGACCCUCUGCGUGCAGGCCGCGAUGGUGGCACACAAGGAGCUGGUGGCAGAGAGGAGGAAGAAGGAUGGCGAUGCCGACGGAGAUGUCGCCACAGGGUCCGAAAAGAGGGUUAUCACGUUGGAACACUUCCGAAAGGCGCUCGAAAGAACGAGGCCAUCGGUAACGCGCGAGAGUCUGAUGGAGAUUGAGCGUUUCACGGGCCAGAACGAGCAGGGUGAUCACCAAGCCAUGUAUAUCUGA